Molecule: messenger RNA, 625 nt
Organism: Calliphora vicina (urban bluebottle blowfly)
Lineage: Eukaryota; Metazoa; Arthropoda; Insecta; Diptera; Calliphoridae
Exons: 2
Coding region: 147-443 (98 amino acids)
Source: RefSeq, a predicted model, not a curated record
UCUGUGCUGUUUACCAUUGUUCAAUUUCAUUACAAAUCGCUUAUUUUUGAAGAAUUAUUUUAUCGAGCAGGUUUUUAACAUGUUUUAAAAUUAUAUAAUAAAUUAAAUUCUAAUAAAAUAAAGUGAACAAAGUAAGCACCCAAGUUAUGGAACAAAUUGAUGAGGCCAAACGUAAACCCAGACGUACUAAAGGAACACCAUCAUAUCAUUAUAGAAAUCGUUUUGCCGCAGCUAGCAUUGCAGCGGGAAGUGCAAUAUUUGCAUUGUGGUAUUUUACACCCAUAUUUCGCAUAGCGAAUGAAAAGUUAAUACGCGAUUUGACAACAGCCUCUGAAGAAGAAAAGGAUCGUAAAAUUAUUUUCAAUUUAGUGGGUGCUCCCAGAACUUCAAGAGCUAUUAAGGAGACUAUAGAGGAGAAACACAAAUUAAUGUCCGAGCGUUAGUGGUAGAUAAUGGAUCGCCAAACACGUAAAGCCAACUUAAAAAAGUUACAAUUACCCAGUACCUCGGGAAACAAACAACAACGGUAUGCUAAUUUUAAAGCUUCUUUUUACUUUAUAUUGUAGUACCAUUAUAUUUAUGUAGUUGAGUUGUUUAUUAAUAAUAAAUGUUAUAAAAUUAAAAA